Molecule: messenger RNA, 978 nt
Organism: Botrytis porri
Lineage: Eukaryota; Fungi; Ascomycota; Leotiomycetes; Helotiales; Sclerotiniaceae
Exons: 3
Coding region: 1-978 (325 amino acids)
Source: RefSeq, a predicted model, not a curated record
AUGGAUGGUAUUAAACCACACCUCGUUCUAAAUCUUGCCGCCUCGGUGCCAAAUCCAUCAGAUGCCUUGAAAAACUCGCCUUUGCGCAUAGUUCCAGACGAUUUUAUGCAACUUUUUGCUAAACAUCUUACCCCUGCAUCGGCUAGAUCCUUUUUCCUCACUUGUCGACAAAUUGGCUUGGUGAUUGGAACGCAAUAUAUCGAUGGCCUGAAGACUUCGAAAGACGACACGCUGGAAUUCCUGAAUCUUUUGGAACAUGAUCUUCAAGAUCAAAUCAUGGAUGUGUAUAUUCACAAGAACUUUGGUGUCACCAUUUCUAAUAUGGCAUUGAAAAACCACCGCGUUUUUGGUAACGACGCCCAAACCCAGCGGCUCAUAAGACUUUUGUCAGCACCCGAGAACUACUCCCAUGAUAGGUUUUCCAAAAAUGUGACAACAGAGAAGAGAGGAGAAUGCCGUUUGGAGAAUGGUUCCCUAUUCACCCGGAAAUUCAUGAAUUACAAUGGGAAAUGUCAAAGUGUCGGAGCACUUGUUUAUAUACCUAUUUGCCCUCAUCUUAAUUUCGAGAAAGAUGGUUUUAACUUCCGCGCCACAUUAUACCGUGCCUACAGUAGAGCUGAAGAUAUAUGGUCAGCAUUACAACUACCUUGUCAGGAAAAAACCGGCACCGACGAGAAGAACAAAUCUCAGGAUAUUCAAUCGGGGCUUUUGCAGUGUAAGUAUUGUCUAACAGUAUGCAAAUUUCAAUUGAAGCACCACAACCGACACGCCAUCUCUCACUGUAACACAGCACUGGCAAUCGUUGUUUACAAGCAAUUUGAGUCGGAGGAAGAUUGGAGAAUGCACCUUCCGUUUUAUGAUUCAGAUGACGAGGAAAGCGAACCGAUCGAGUUUUCUAAAGAGAAAAUCAGCUCUGUCUUUGAAGUGGAUGAUACUGGUUCUGAAACUAGAUUUACUUGUUGGGGGGGCCUUACAUGA